CAUAUCGUAUAAUAGCUAAUACAACGUGAUGAGGCAUGGCCCCGGUUCCACGCAAUUCAAUAGUCUUUUUUAGGUCCAUUGACUGACGUGGGAAUUUCCAUGAUCAGUCUCUGUCAAUUUCUUACACAAGGAGAAAUUCCAGAGAGAGAGCAGACCACCAGGGGAGGAAGAUGGGCUGCUCGUUCUCGGGACUGAACGCGCUCUACGACGCCACCAACAGCGGCGAGGACGUCUGGAUCAAUGAGAAUCGCUACAGAAUCAUCAGGCAGCUGGGCGAAGGUGGAUUCGCCUACGUCUACCUCGUCAAGAUGCUCCCCAUCGCAUCCCCUCAUCCCUCUUCUGCUGCUUCCAAGAAAUUCAAGGACCCUUCUCACGUCUCAGAUGAUGGAACUUAUGCAAUGAAGAAAAUCCUUAUUCAGAACAGCGACCAGUUAGAGGUGGUGAGGGAGGAGAUCCGUGUGUCGUCUUUGUUUAGCCAUCCCAAUCUGCUUCCACUUAUUGAUCAUGCUAUAAUCUCAAUUAAGCCGGUACAAGAAGGAUCUUGGAAGCAUGAAGCAUACUUGUUGUUUCCAGUUCACUUGGAUGGAACGUUACUGGACAAUGCCACAGCUAUGAAAGCUAAGAAGGAGUUCUUUUCUACCCCAGAUGUUCUUCAUAUAUUUCGGCAGCUUUGUGCUGGGCUGAAGCAUAUGCACAGUUUGGAUCCUCCGUAUGCGCAUAAUGAUGUCAAACCUGGCAAUGUCGUUGUCACAUAUAGAAAAGGUCAACCACCUCUUGCGAUAUUGAUGGAUUUUGGAAGUGCUCGUCCCGCGAGAAAGCAAAUCCGUUCUCGUUCAGAGGCGUUGCAGUUGCAGGAAUGGGCAUCUGAGCACUGUUCGGCUCCUUUCCGAGCUCCUGAGUUGUGGGAUUGUCCAAGCCAUGCUGAUAUUGAUGAAAGAACUGAUAUCUGGUCAUUAGGAUGCACUUUAUUUGGAAUAAUGUAUGGUGUAUCUCCAUUUGAGUAUGCACUUGAGGAACCCGAAGGAAGCCAACAGUUAGCCAUUGCAAAUGCACAGAUAAAGUGGCCAGCCGGGCCUAAUCCUCCGUACCCAGACACUCUUCAUAAAUUUGUGACAUGGUUGCUUCAGCCCCAGGCGACAGUUCGGCCUCGCAUAGACGAUAUCAUCAUUCAUGUUGACAAGUUGAUCUCCAAGUUCUCUCCCUGAAGAUAUGCUGACAAAGAAAAUUGGUUGGCUACUUCACUCGUGUAUGUACGAUCCACAUUUCAGCCUAUUCGGUAAUCAAAGUCCUUACCAUGCAAUUUUACUUAAACGUGAUAUAAGAUAAGAAACUAGCAAUUUGCUGUUAUCGUGGCAUAGAUUUUCGAAGUACAUUUGGCCACAGUGCAAUGGUUUUGAAAUUUACUGUAUUACUCAAUGGCAGCUGUUUAAUUUAUCACCCCUAAUUUGUUUCUGUUCA
This is a messenger RNA of Rhododendron vialii, 1458 nucleotides long. RefSeq lists its product as uncharacterized. The record is from RefSeq and is a predicted model, not a curated record. The transcript has 6 exons. Gene Ontology annotation, molecular function: protein serine/threonine kinase activity; ATP binding. Bases 171 to 1205 code for a protein of 344 amino acids. Gene Ontology annotation, cellular component: cytoplasm. Lineage: Eukaryota; Viridiplantae; Streptophyta; Magnoliopsida; Ericales; Ericaceae. Gene Ontology annotation, biological process: protein phosphorylation.